AACAAAUUGUAUAAAUAUAUAGCACGGACGGUUUAACAUAAGAUUCUAUGAAAGGCAACUGAUUAGUCAGAAUAUUUAUCCCUCCAUCCAUUUUCAUCCGCUACCGGCGAUAAGCGGUAACGGAUAAGCGUCCUAGCCGGGAUUUUGAUUUUGCCCAGCAGGUGAACCCUGGGGUUCCACACCAAUGACAGCGACAUUGCCUCUGGGCCAAAGCGCCGCUACUCAGAAUAUUACAAAUGCCUUUUUAACAUCAUUUGGUGGAGAUGCACAACGGCGCACCUGCUGAAUUAUACUCAGCUGUGGAAGGAGGAGGAAAGACGUAGCUCACGUUCAGGGCCCGACGGUGAAACGCGGAAGAGACGCAAGAGGAAACGAGUGUCCACGUCACUGACGGGGGGGUGUCAUAGUGGUUUCACAGUCACAGCAGCCGUGUUACCUUUCGCCGACAACCUUGUGUCUUGAGGUGAAAAGAACAGCACGUAUGAACUCGGAGGAAGGACACAUCCAGCCGUUCCUGCUCUGAGCCGCGGCCUCGGUCGGUGGACAAUCACCGGAUUCAGCUCAAGACUGCCAGUGGUGGUGCUGAAAGCACUAGUGGAAGACAAAUACACACCUAGUCAUGAGGAAUCCGGAAGAGCAUCGCUGCUAUUUGGAAGAACAGCUGCACACAGCGCUGGCACAGACACUACAUUUAGCCUGUAGUACCAGGCAAAGAGUGCUCCACUCCCUCAGCUUCUAAAAAAAAUGUGUGAAUCAGGCUCGCGUCGUUCCACCCUUGCUUCACGCCUGCCCAUUUUCCGCCGCAGCAGCAGUAAGAAGCAGGACUCUCUCCCAUCCUCUCCCUCUUCAGGUGGAGUUGGGAAUGGUGUCCACACAUCUUCACCCUCCAGCACUAACUCCAGUUCUGGAAGUACAGGAAAACGCAGGAGCCUUUUUCGUGCUCCAUCUCUAGGCUUCUCGGCAAAGCGGAACAGCAAUCCUCGUGUCCAGCCAAUUAACCUAAACUUUACUCCACAACAGACACAGGGCAUUGAUGCAAAUGGCAAUAACCAGACACCAAUAAGUGUGUCAACAGGUUUUGUUCAAGGUGAGGGGCGCUCCAAGUCACGCCACUCAUUAGGGUUUGGAAGCCACAGGCAAAAGAAAAUAACUCGGUCUCACACGGAAGAUUUUGAAAAAGCGUCUUCUUCCACGACCUCCAUGACCAAUCGUAAUGUGUUUAUUAACUGCAUCAGUGGCUCAGGGGCUAAUGAGGGUGAUGACUCAGGGUUCCUUGAUGACUACAGCAGUGCCAGUAAUAACAACAAACGUACAUCACACCACAAGAAACAGCUCUUACCUAAAUCUUUCUCCUCCAACCACCGCUUCUCCAGAACAUCUGACCACCGACCUCCAGAGGUGAACGUCAUACUUCCAAGCUCUACAACCCUAACUCCAGGUGGUGUAGGAUUCACUCCUGGGUCGUGGCCAGGUGAACUGAUAGGUGCUGGAGGUAAAAGCUCUCUGCAGUCCCCUCUGAUAUCAGAAGACCGAACCACAGCUAUCACACCUUUAGAGUUCAACCCCAUCACUGAAGAUUCUGUAUCUGAUGUGGAUGCACUGCCAGCACCAAGGCCUGGGUCUGCUAUAGCUCCUGGACCUGUGUCUAUUCCUGGACCAGCUACUGAAGCAGCUAGACCUGAUCCUCCACCUGUCAUAGAGAACAACAACUUGGUCGCUCCCACUUUCCAGGCUUUUCCCACUUCUGCACAGUCCAACGCUGAAAAACCUUUAGCCCUGGACACCAGCACAGCCAACAACACAGAGUAUGAACCUGAGACAGCGUUGGCCUGUCUUCCUCCACAGGAACGGGAACAAACACUGGAAGACAAGGAAGAAUAUGUGGAGCCCGAGAUGAAGGAGGCCAGAGAAGAAGUCUGGGCACAGGAGCGAAAAGACCCAGUGCAUGAAGAGAAGGCAGGUUAUCUCACUGAGACCACGAGCAAAAGUGAGGCAUGCGUGGUAUGCAGCGAGGGGUGUCACUCCAACCCAGAGCAAUCGGACAGAAGGCCAAGAAAAACACACUCUAUGCAGGAGAGAGGAAGCUUCUGGGGUUGCCAUGAGCCCAGACCUUCUCACUUGAGGAAACCACACACAGCCUCUAUGUGCAGCAGCGUUAGCCCCUACCAUGAGGUAAUGAGGAUGGAACGGCGUCUACGCUCCUCAUCUGAGGGGGCAGGUGGCCUUCACAUCCAUGGCAACCACAGAGAUGCCCCGGCCAUGGGGGAUUGUGGUCUGCUCAAACACAGGCACAACUCCUCAUCAUCCAAACUCGGAAGUCUGGACGUAUUAAAGAACCUUGGUUCCUCAGAGCUGGACGAGGAUGAUCUCAUGCUGGACCUCGACUUCUCUGAUGAUCAACGGCAUCGACAAGUGUCCAGAGAAGACUCCAGCCAAUCCCUGACCUCCUGUCUUAACCUGCCGCACUCACCAAUGGACCAAUCAGGAGAUCGCAUUCUGGGCAAAGACAACCAUCAAAGGGAGCCAAGCCAUCUAACCAGCCUGCUGCCAACUGACUGGGGCUUAGCAAUGGGUGUAGGAAAAGAAGAGGAGUCUUUACUCCCUGGGCUGGAGGCUCUUCCACUCAGACUGAUGCAGCAGGACUGCACUGCUGUCAAAACCCUGCUUUUAAGACUGAGGCGAACACUGCAGGAGAGCACAGAGACAAGUCCCGCCAGCAGCCUGCAGUCUCUACCCAUCAGCCCUUGCAGUGAAAAAUCACUACCAUUCAAGGAUCCCAGCAGAGAGGAAGUCCUGCUGCAGCAACUGAGGGAGAAAGAUGAGCUGAUUCUGAGACUCCAGAUUGAACUGGAGAAUGCCAAAGCUGCCCUGAGGACAAAAGACUGCCAAAUGACUGAUCGAGUAACACAGACAGAGCAUGGGGGGGUGGAGACCAGUCAUCCAGGCAGGUGGUCAGGUCUAGGCAGCAGCAGCAGUUUACCUCUAAGGGCCCGACGAGCAACGCGGGCUGUGGGAUUAUCAGUCACAGGGGACCCCUGUAACCAGCGUCACUCCAUUCACUAUUUAUCUCUGCAAGGUCAGCCCACUUCCUCUGAUAGAAAUACUGCCAGGGAAGAGGGCCACUGCCUGGGCGUCCUGGCACAGACCUCACCCCAAAACCCACCUACACCUCUGGCUCCAAACUCCUUUGCUAAUUCUGCUGCUUCAGCCAUGUCUACACCCAACACUACAGCCUCCACUCAAGUGUCCUGUUCCUCAGUCCUAAGUCCAAAUCAAUGCUCCAACUCAGCUGCUAACUCUGCUGCUAUUCCAUCCCUACAGCAGGAAGAGGGGGUGUCCUCUUCCUGUGAGUCCUUGACAUCAGGCAGAGGUGGAUGGAGUUUAUUAGGUGGAACAAGGAGAGCAGGUGGAGAGCACCAUCACCGCAACCAUAUCCCUCGUACAAUUGGUGCGAGUGCGUCGUCGAGCGUCCACAGUCUGGCCAGCAGGGGCAGUCCUUCUUUAAGCAUCUCAUUGUCCAACCAGGCCUCUCCUCCACCCCCUACGUCCUCCUCAGCAUCCUCAUCUUCCUCCUUCUUCUCCUCCACAUCUGCAGCAUUUGCAAGUCGUUUGGGACAGCCCCCUCGUGGUCCUCUGUCUCUGCAUAGCUACAGUCGUAAAAAUGUCUUCCUGCAACAUUCUCUGCACACUGCCGAACUGCAGGCUCUGACGCAGAGAGACAGUUGAGGCCACUUACAGCCAUAUCGAUGACGCCAGAGACAAAAUGUAUGACUUGAUUUAAGAAAAGAAGAAAGUGCUGCUGCUCCCUCUGUGCACGCUGCUUAGUCUCUCACUCUCCCUUAACCAUAAACCACAUGUGCUUAACGUCCCACUUGUUUCACCUCACAAUGAAAACCAACCAUUUGUUCAGUGACACACAUACAUACACACACACACACACAGACACACACACACAUUGUGUCUGUGAGCAUGUAAAAGGCAUUCGCCUGUCUAUCAGAACUCCCACAUUGUGUCAUGCUGACAAUUUAGAUGUGUUUACGCCCACAGACACAAAAGUGCACACUGACUCACAACCUCUUAUCCAAACACACACACACAUACACCCCCUCUAACACACACAUGCUGUCUGUUUCAGACAGCGACGUCUUCAGUAAAGACCCAAAUGUUUCUGCGUCUCCAUCUUAUCAAAGGACAGGAAUUUAAACCUUUACAAAGUCAUGGGUAUGUGUGUGUAUGUUGGAAUGUAUGCGUUUGCUUUUUUUAUAAUCAUUAUUUUCAUCUAAUGUCAUUUUUAUUAAUGAAAACUUUGGCACAAAGACACAGAUACACACGUGUUGCCAAAACUCCAGACACAGUCACAUUGUCUCGCGUCAACCUCAAGCAAGAAGAACAGACAACAGGUUUUUCACGUUUAAAAUAUUAUUCAUGCAUGCUUUUUAAACUUUAACAAAAAUACAGAAGGUCCAGUUGUGCUGCACAAAUGGCGGAAUCAGCGUCUUUCAAUAACGUUAGAUUAUACUCCUCAAAAAAAGAAAGUCUGCUCAGAUAUAAAGAAAACACCUCUCCAUCCUUCCCCCAAAACAAAGAGAUUACUCACUCCCUGAGCACAACACUGGACAGCUAUUUUAUAUGCAGUAUAAUCUCCAUUAUUUACACUCAAUAAUCUGUGCCUGCAAUGUUAGAUUAGUAUAGUACAAGAGUUUUAUUCUAAACCAAGAUACCAUCACCCUGCACGCUUAGCAAACAGGAACAGAGGACGAUGACAUUUAACUGAACAAUUCUGGAAUUGGCACAAUUGGUGUGUGUGUGUGUGCGUCUGUGUGUAGGAGUUUUAUCAGGUUUUAGAUUGAAGCUCUUCAGAUCUUCUGUAGGGCUGGGUAUUGAACAGGUAUUCACUCUGGUGCUUUGCUGAAUGUCAAUAACCAUUUUUAGAAAUACAAAGAGGGAAAAAUAAAUACUUCAGUUGAAGCCUAACAGCUGCCUUUUUUAUUUUAUUAUAGGAAUCAGCGUAAACGCCAUUGAGUGAAGAAAAAUAGCUGAUUGUUGUUUACUUGAUCAAAUAAGGAGAGAACCCCCCCACCCCCCUCC
Cynoglossus semilaevis (tongue sole) is the source of this 5088-nucleotide messenger RNA. RefSeq names its product coiled-coil serine-rich protein 1 (gene ccser1). The transcript is spliced from 12 exons. Lineage: Eukaryota; Metazoa; Chordata; Actinopteri; Pleuronectiformes; Cynoglossidae. The coding region runs from base 745 to 3726 and encodes 993 amino acids. The record is from RefSeq and is a predicted model, not a curated record.